AUGAAAUGAAACAUGUCAAAAUCCUAACUCCAUCUAAAAUGCAUUUCUAAAAAUAGUAUGUGCAUCAAUAAUAACAUGCCACAUGAGACUACAUUUCCUAUAAGUGCUUGAAAAAAAACGUCCAGGUUUCUAUUCCUCUAAGCAUCACCGAAACCAACAUCACCUUUUAACGAAACAUAUCGGUUCCAGAUCGCCUGUGGCAGCCGUGUUUUCUCCGUAUAUGGUGCAUGGUUAUUUAACCAACAGUUCCCCGGCUGGAUCCGGGACUUAAUAAAUAAUUAAAGAGGACGGAGGGGAGCUGCAGCUGAUUUGCUGAUGUCAGGGAGCCAGUGCAGCAUUUCAUGGUGCAGGGUGUAAACGCGGUGCCAUCUGCCUCCAUCGGUGCUCUCGGCAAACCUUACACAUGCGAGCCCGACAAGAAAGAUGCUGCCAACUCUCAAGAUUUGGGCAUUGUUUCUUGUGUCGCUCUCCUGUUUGUCUCAACCGGGGCUUUAAAGAAGGUUUUCCGAUGUCCUUCAACAUGCAGCUGCUCCAAGGAGUCGAUCAUAUGCGUCGGGUCAUCCUAUGUCCCAAGGAUUACCCCCAACGACAUCAGUUCUUUGAGUAUCGUCAAUGGGACUUUCUCUGAGGUCAAAGAGUCUAUGUUUGCUCACAUGUCAUCUCUUCAGCUAUUGCUUUUGAAUUCCAAUUCUCUUACAACUAUAAGGGAUGAUGCAUUCUCAGGCCUUCCACAUCUGGAAUACCUGUUCAUUGAGAGUAACAAGAUAGAGACGACAUCCAGAUAUGCCUUCAGAGGACUCAGGGACUUGACUCACUUAUCUUUGGCAAACAACAACAUUAAAGCCUUGCCCAGGGACCUCUUCAUUGACCUGGACUCACUGAUAGAGCUGGAUCUGAGAGGUAAUGCCUUCGAAUGUGACUGUCGUGCCAAGUGGCUGAUGACAUGGCUGAAGAACACCAAUGCCACAGUGUCUGAUGUCGUGUGUGCUGGACCCGAGGAUAUGAAGGGCAAGCGUCUCAAUGAUAUGACUAGUCUGCACAAUGAAUGCAUCUCAACUGAUUUCAUCCUUCAUCAGUCCGUAGCAUCCGAGUCUCUUUCUGUUGACACUUUCAGCUAUAAGAAUGACGUCUACGUAGCUAUUGCUGCUCCCAGUACAGAGAGUUGCAUGGUUUUGCAAUGGGACCACAUAGAAAUGAACUUCAGGACUUAUGAUAACAUAACAGGUCAGUCCAUUGUGGCAUGCAAGUCAGUUCUCAUCCAGAACCAAGUGUUUGUCAUUGUGGCUCAGCUCUUCGGUGGCUCCCACAUCUACAAGUUCGAUGAGGACCAAAGCAGGUUCAGCAAGUUCCAGGACAUUGAAGUGUCCAAAAUCUCCAAACCCAAUGACAUUGAGGCAUUUCAGAUUGGUAGCGACUGGUUCUUUGUUGUUGCUGACAGCUCAAAAGCGGGUCUGUCCACUCUCUACAAGUGGAACGAUAAGGGUUUUUAUUCAUACCAGUCGCUGCAUGAGUGGUACCGUGACACAGAUGCUGAAUUCUUAGAUCUGGAUGGAAAGGCCCACCUAAUCUUGGCAAGUCGCUCACAGGUCCCAGUGAUCUAUCAGUGGAGCAGGAGCAACCAGAAGUUCAUCCUGCAGGGCGAGAUCCCUAAUAUGGAGGAUGUAGUCGCAGUGAAGCACUUCCGGAUCCAAGAGGAACUGUUUCUGACUAUGACUCGCUAUAUUGGAGACUCCAAAGUCCUCCGCUGGGGUCCCAAACAGUUUGCAGAGAUCCAGGCCUUACCAUCAAGAGGCUGCAUGAUUCUCCAGCCGUUUUUUUUCAAAGAACGUUACUACCUGGCCCUGGGAAGCGACUACACCUUCUCACAGAUUUACCUGUGGGAUGAUGAAAUGAAAAUCUUUGAUCGCUUUAAGGAGGUGUAUAUCCAAGCACCGCGCUCAUUCACUGUGGUUUCCACUGACCGCAGGGACUUCAUCUUCGCUUCCAGCUUCAAGGGAAAUACAAAGAUCUUUGAGCACAUCAUUAUUGACUUGAGCUUGUGAGGGGCUGUGCCUUAUUGCCCCUUCUGCAAUCGAAUGUCUUCCAUUAAAAAGAUACGAUUGUAAAGGAAAAGAAAGGACCAGAACGGAGUUAAUGGCCUGGCAAAUAUCAAUUCCUACAUCGUUUCCUGUCACAUAUAAGAGCUGGUUCUAGUCGUGUUGGAAAUUGUGAUAGUCUGUUAAGUUUUUUGGCUAUUUCUAAGUGGCCUCGUCCAAUUGCCUGCACUUGUGGUCUCUCAGACUUUUAGAAAUAGUACCACUUCAGAAAGAUUGGGAGUCAAGAGGGUGGGCAAAUGGACCAGGCAGCUGGUAUUAUCGGAAAAAAUCCAGCUUACAUUCCAGAGGGAAGAAAUUGGGAAUUUAAUUUGAGCUGCUCAGAUGGUUUAGUAUCCCCUGUGCUAGUGGUUUUAUAUGAGAAAAUAGGACCUGAGAGGAAUACUGUAUUAUUAUUUCUGAUUUCUUCUCAUUUGGGGCAACUGAGGAUGUUACAGGUGUGGUUGCUCAUCUUAAUGCCACUUACCUCAUGUCCUCCAAACCUGUGGUAAUGUAUAGACUGUUGCCUUAUCAGCUCUGGGGUUCUGUGUUGUGAUGGGCCCACAGUGCCUCCCACUGGUCGUGAUGAAGUAUCACACCCUUUUGCUUUUUUCCAUACAGGGAAUGUCUUGAAAGCACAAACCUUUAAUUACAUGGCUGCGACCACAGUCCACAGAGUGUAGUUGUUUAGUGGAAAAUGUUACUGUAGGUGCUAUAGAGUAUAUUGCGUACAGUAAAAAUGAAGAUGUGGUUUGUUAUUUUAGAACGUGAAUUAUUCAGGACUGGAUAUAGCUAAUGCCUUUGUAGACAAACAUAUAUUAAUGGAAAAAUCCCCGUUUAGAUACCCUUUCAGUUAGGUACUGUAAGAGGCAAAGUAGAUGCUUUUUUUUAUCCAUUUAGUGGAGAGGAUAUGUGUAUAGGUGACGUCAGGGAAAUUACACCUAGUUGAAAUCUAGUAGAAAAAAGUUGUUGGACUCCUUGCAUAACUUAACAGUUCUUUUGAAAAUAUUACUAAAAAGAUUCCUCACAGCAGAAGCCAUUGGCCUCAGAUUAAUUUGAUAAAGGACAGAGGACACAAAAUGUAAAUAUAGUUGAGAGGCUUUUUCAGUCUUCUAUACUGUUCUUUGAAGAUCUUGAAUGUACAUAAAACAAGGUCUGUAAUGCCACUACCUGUAUGUCACACAAAAAUCUGAACAAAUCUUUGCACUUAUUUAAGAAAAAAAAUGUUACUGCAGCUUGCAAGAGCAUGACAUUCAGAGCAGGAUGUUUGCCAAAUUCUUUUUACAUAAAACGAACUAACUCAGAGGCCUAAAGUGCUUCUACUUAUCAAGUGAAUGGAGUUGCAAAUAAAAACAAAACAUAAUGGAAUAUGCAAGCUUUAAAACAUUCUUUUGUAUGAUUUUGUUUUAAGCAUAUUGAAUGUUACUCUCAAAAUAUAUUGUAAGUCUAAUCUGUUGAGUAUCAAAAUAAAUGUGUGAAAAUAUGA
Molecule: messenger RNA, 3558 nt
Organism: Sphaeramia orbicularis (orbiculate cardinalfish)
Lineage: Eukaryota; Metazoa; Chordata; Actinopteri; Kurtiformes; Apogonidae
Gene: lgi2a
Product: leucine-rich repeat LGI family, member 2a
Biological process (GO): inhibitory synapse assembly
Molecular function (GO): protein binding
Source: RefSeq, a predicted model, not a curated record